AUACACCCUCUCUCUACAGUAGCAAAUCCUUACCAAUUUCCCUCUGUUCUUUAUGAGAAAAACCUCAAGAACUACGCUUUUAUCCCUGCAUGCCCAUGCAUCAAUCCCCUGACCCUAACCCUAACCCUUGUUCAUGAGUUGAUUAGCUACAAGUUUUCCAAUUUUUUAGACUGCAGAUUGAAACCCUAGACAUUAGAAGAGGCUAGAAGAUCAAGAUCUUUGCAAGGGUUGUUGUUGACAUUACAUGGACUAGAAAGAAAGAUGAUUGAAUGGGGAGAUGUUUACAAGGUGGUGGAAGCCAUGGCACCACUCUACGUUGCACUGCUGCUGGGCUACGCCUCCGUGAGGUGGUGGCACAUGUUCAGCUCCGAUCAAUGCGCCGCCAUCAACCGCUUCAUCUGCUACUUCAUUUUCCCAUUCUACAGCUUUGAUUUCACCUCCCAUAUCGACCCUUUCUCCAUGAAUUACAAGUACAUGGGGGCCGAUAUCAUGAGCAAGUUCAUCUGUGUUGCUGCGCUUGGCCUCUGGUGCAAGUGCAGUAGCAGAACCGGCAGCUAUGGCUGGUUCGUCACCUGCUUCAGUCUCUGCACAAUGACUAAUUCUCUCUUUAUCGGGGUGCCCAUUUUAGAGGCCAUGUAUGGCCGGACGGGGGUCAAUCUCGUCCUCCAGGCUUCCGUCGUCCAAGUCAUUAUCUAUAGCACCGUCUUCUUGAUUCUCUUGGAGUUCUGGAAAUCUUUCGUUUCUUUAAACAAAACAAUUCCUGAGGACUCUAAUAUUGCACCGGUGGGGGCUGCAGAGGAAGAUUUGGAAGGGCAUAGGACGACGGAGGUGUCGGAAAGCUCGGGGCCGUCGUCUUUCUGGCCACUGAUGAGGAACGCGUUGCUGAAACUCGUGAAGAACCCAAACAUUUAUGCCUGUGUUCUUGGCCUCAUUUGGGCUUUUCUAUCAAAGCGGUGGCAUAUUGGAAUGCCAAAAAUUGUGGAGGGAUCCGUACAAAUCAUGUCAAGAGCUGGGACAUCCACUGCCAUGUUUAGUCUUGGGUUCUUCAUGGCAAUGCAAGGAAAGGUGAUGGCAUGUGGAGCGACUCUGACUGCGUUUGGGAUGAUUAUAAGGUUCAUUGCUACACCGGUGACCAUGGGGGUGGUCGCCUUGGCAAUUGGCUUGCGUGGCAAUGUUUUGCGCAUCGCCAUAAUCCAGGCUGCAUUGCCACAAUCACUUGCUUCAUUCGUCUUCGUCAAGGAAUAUGGCUUGCAUACAGAAGUGAUUAGCACUGCGGUGAUCCUUGGAAUUAUAAUUUGUCUUCCCUUGUUGGUUGCAUAUUACGCGAUUUUGGUAUACAUAAGAUGAUCUCUUUGAUUAAAUACUUUAAAGAAAAGGCCAUAAUUGUUCUCAUCAACUCCAAUAAGGGCCAUUCAUCCAUCGUGGUUGAUUAAUUAAGAUUAGAUUAUAAACCAAGCUUACCAUCAUGUGAAUUAGAUUAAGUAAAUGCAUCUUAAAUUAAGGAAACAUAAUGUUUGUUUCUUAGAUUUUUUAUCAAAACUUGAGAUAUUCUUAUUGCUUUGUGCAAUAAGAAACAAUGAACACAACUUUAGUCUUAUAA
Molecule: messenger RNA, 1600 nt
Organism: Vitis vinifera (wine grape)
Lineage: Eukaryota; Viridiplantae; Streptophyta; Magnoliopsida; Vitales; Vitaceae
Product: auxin efflux carrier component 5
Exons: 5
Coding region: 262-1347 (361 amino acids)
Biological process (GO): auxin export across the plasma membrane; auxin polar transport
Cellular component (GO): plasma membrane; endoplasmic reticulum
Molecular function (GO): auxin efflux transmembrane transporter activity
Source: RefSeq, a predicted model, not a curated record